Cloeon dipterum is the source of this 1342-nucleotide messenger RNA. RefSeq names its product alanyl-tRNA editing protein Aarsd1. Gene Ontology annotation, biological process: regulation of translational fidelity; tRNA aminoacylation. The coding region runs from base 93 to 1313 and encodes 406 amino acids. Gene Ontology annotation, molecular function: aminoacyl-tRNA ligase activity; Ser-tRNA(Ala) deacylase activity; ATP binding. NCBI's taxonomy places the organism in Eukaryota, Metazoa, Arthropoda, Insecta, Ephemeroptera, Baetidae. The record is from RefSeq and is a predicted model, not a curated record. The transcript has 11 exons.
GUUUACUCCUCUCAGCUCUCAGCGGUGUGAGGCGUAUCUCUUAAAUCGGAAUAAAAGUGAAAAUUACCACAGGGGAGAACAACGGAAGAACAAUGGUUUUUAAAUGCCAAGAGGACAGUUUCUUAAAAAAGUUCGGCAGUAUAGUGAAGUCGUGCAAACCGGCUGAGGUACUGAUUGAUGGCAAAACAAACAAGUGUUUUGAGGUUGUCCUUGAGGACACGAUUAUCUUUCCUGAGGGUGGUGGCCAGCCAAGCGACAUUGGCUAUAUCGACCAGCGGAAGGUGCUGAAAAUGGUGAGGAAGGGAGCUGACGCUGUCCACUUCAUUGAUGAGCCGAUGGAAGAGGGCAAAAACGUUUCUCUUGAAAUUGAUUGGGACAUCAGAUUCGAUCACAUGCAGCAGCACUCAGCUCAACACUUGAUUUCGGCCAAACUGCAGCAGAUGUAUAAAUUUCCCACCACCUCUUGGUCCCUGAACAAAGACGACACCAUGGUUGAGUUUGACAUCACUUCCAUCCCUAAAAUUGAUUUGAAUACCCUGAUGUUGCAAUUGGAAUUAGCUGUAAACGAGAAAAUAAAAAACAACGAACCCGUCAAAGUCAAGCUUUUUGAACCAGGCGAUCCAGGCCUUGAAAAGGCUGUGACUCGCGGUCUUCCAGCUGAUCACACUGGACCAAUCCGAGUUGUUGCCAUGGUGGGUGACGAGAACAUGUGCUGCGGAACUCACGUUGACACCUUAGGCCAGCUACAAAUGAUCAAAAUAGUUUCAAUUGCUCCAGUGAAGAAGAAGGUGCAGUUGAGAUUUGUGGCUGGUGAUCGAGUUUUGAAAGACUUCAAUGUGCGCCUUGCCAGAGAGCGCAAUUUAUCCAAAUUGCUACAAAAUGGAGCCAAUGACCACGAGACUGUUGUUUUCAACUUGCUCAAAUCCAGUAAAACUCUUGAAAAGAACUUGAAGGACUGUUCUUUGGAAGUGGCUGCCCUGAUGGCUGAGGAUGUAAAAAGACAGGAUCCACCUCCAAAAUUUGUCUGUGUUCACAGGAAAGAAGACGCGGUUGGUUUCGCGCGCGUCUUUUUGUCCGGCGUGGGCGCAGAUAUUGUCAAACUGCUCACUUGGGGAGACGAAAAAGGCGCUGGUCAGAUGAUUUUUGAAGGUCCAGAGGAGGUGGUCAAGGAACUUGGAUCAAAGAUUUGCGAAAUUCUUGGUGGCAAAGGCGCUGCUCGAGGGACCCGGUUUCAAGGAGCUGUCAGCAUGUUGAAGAACAAAGACAAAGCGAUUCAGCUGCUGAAUGAACAUUUCGAGCUUGUACAGAAAUAAAACAAAAAUAAACAGUUGAACCCCAUAAA